This is a messenger RNA of Dunckerocampus dactyliophorus (ringed pipefish), 1818 nucleotides long. Its product is annotated as tetraspanin-18-like. Lineage: Eukaryota; Metazoa; Chordata; Actinopteri; Syngnathiformes; Syngnathidae. The coding region runs from base 37 to 957 and encodes 306 amino acids. Gene Ontology annotation, cellular component: membrane. The record is from RefSeq and is a predicted model, not a curated record. The transcript is spliced from 7 exons.
UUGAUGGAGACUGAAAUGAAAUGAUAGCUCCACGGCAUGUUUCAACACAGAAUAUCUUGCUGUAUGUUGCUGUUCUCAUUGGAACGCCUUCUUGAGAACCUGGAAAACUGCAGCCGCUUGGUUUCAUUAACCAGCACGUGUGUGGUAUUUGUUUCCCAGGGACAAGGAGAGGCUUCAGCACGAUUGACGACAUCCAUCAUGGGCGACUGUGUAAACUGCAUCCGACGUCUCUUGAUCAUCUGCAGCGCCAUCAUUGCUCUGAUUGGUGCUUUCAUGAUAGCAGUGUCAGUGUGGAUCUUGAUGGAAAACGAUCCGAUCGGACAAGUCUUGAUGGGCAACUCCAUGGUGAGCACUUCCGUCAACUGCGUCAUGGUCUUGAGUGUGUUGGUCUUCCUUGUGGGCAUCCUGGGAUGCUUUGGAGCCAUCCGUGAAAAGCAGUUCACCCUCAGCUUGUUCUUCAUGGCCGUCAGCCUCAUCUACGUGCUGCAGCUGCUCGGUCUCAUCUUGGUCUUUGUAAACCGUGUAACACUCCAAAAGGAAUCCUUAACUGAGCAACUGAGACUAGCAUACGUCCCCAGCAACAAGAACGCACUCCAACUCUCCCCUGGACAAACAAAUGACCAGUCUCUCCCAGAAACUUCUAAAGAUCAUUGGAAGAAAGUCAUGGCUGAGUUUGGGUGCUGUGGAGUGAAUGGCAUGGAAGAUUUCAAGAACGAAACUUAUCGGGAUGACUGCUGCAACACCCUGGAAAAUCCAAGUCCUGCGCUGACAAGUUGCGAGGCAUUCGAUCUUGCCGACCCAGAAACCCACAAAGGAUUUAUGUUGGUGGGCUGCUAUGAAAAAGUCCUUUCCGUCUAUGAAACGUACCCCUUUAUCGGGGCAGCGCUGGUCAUUGUGCUCCUGGUCGUUGAGCUCUCUGCCAUGUUCCUUGCUGUGAUGCUCUACCGGGAAAUCUAGCAGCAGCUCCCAUCUGUGAAGUUUUUCGAGGAGGAAAUGCAGGCAGAAAGACGAUCAUCGAUCGACAUUCGUUGCAUUGAAUGUGUUGUCUAUUUAAUGAUCGGUGGGGGAACACGUGAAAUUCUUAAGCUGUCAUAGUUCACAGCUGGACUUGUGAGGCACUGGGUAACAAAGUAAAACACAAUUGGAGGUAAAAAUGCUGAGCUCAGUGCAAACGUAUCAUUUGUGGACCAGGUCUUGUAGAUUGGGGGAAACGUAGACCUGACAUGAGGACCAGCCUAAGAAGGCACUGCACUGACUUUUGGAAUUUAAGAAAAAUGUGCUCACAUGUCUCACCUGUUGUUUUUUCUAUUUGCAUUUCAAUUCUCUUUCAUGUAUAUCUACAAUUCUUUCCCUUUUAAUAUUGUAUAUUGCUAAAAAUUCUUCCUUUGCUAUGCCUUUUUCACAGCCACGUUUGUUUACAAUGCAUUGUACAAGCCCUGUAGUUGUCAGGCGAAGGCUAAUAGCUCUUCACAGACCUCCCAGAAUGUUAUUUUCUGCUUAUAUGGUGUAGCUUCCUGCAGGACAGUGGCAACUAGGCAUGUGCCACUUUAUACGAAAACAUCCCUGUUUGAAAACCACUAAAAUGACCCAUCAUACUGGUGGCGUGUGAUAGAAAGUGGAGGUCCACACAGCCACUACGUGGAAAUACUCUGUUGGAACUGUGCUUCGAGAUGUGUCAAAACUACAGGAGAGGGCUGUUAUGAUCCCAGUGGGCCCAUGCCAUGUUUGUGUAUGCCUUUUAGGGCUUGUAAAGGCAAUGGCAUUUCAAAUAAACCUGAUGUGUAUUACCAGUUCAGGACCUUUUGUCAUUUAGCACAG